CGUGCGCAUAUGUCGGAACAAUUUACAGGCUCGCCCUUCCGCCCUUGGCACCUGUCAUUCCGGGUAGCUAUCUGAGAUUUUGUUGGAGAACUAUAACUUUUGUAAUGUUUUAUGUCAUAUUUAUCUUGACGAGAAUGUAUAGAAUCUUAUAAGGAAUCGUGCGUGUGGUAUAUUUGUAAAAAUCAUAGAAAAUAGUGCACAAAAAUGCAGACGGAACAAUAUGACGCGAACACGUGCAAGGGCGAAUUUUAUAACGCGGCUGCGAAAUAUUGGGACCGCAUUCCACCUACGGUGGACGGAAUGCUAGGAGGAUUCGGAUUUAUCUCGCAGACUGACAUAAAAGGCUCUAUGCAUUUCUUAAAAUCUCUUUUCGAGUUGGAAAAUCCACCUUCGAGAGCAUAUGCUUUAGAUUGUGGGGCUGGUAUUGGCAGAAUCACCAAGAAUUUAUUAAUGAGGAAUUUUAAACGCAUAGAUUUAGUCGAACAAAAUCCCAAGUUCUUAGAGGUAGCAAAAAUCUCUUUGGAAAACCAUUCGUCGAGAAUCGAUCAGUAUUAUCCUAUUGGCUUGCAAGACUUCUGCCCUGCAGCAAAUAAAUACGAUCUUAUAUGGUGCCAAUGGGUAUUGGGACAUUUACAGGAUGAUGAUUUAGUAGAAUUUUUCAAAAAGUGCUCAUUGGGUUUAAAAAAUAACGGUGUACUUGUGGUGAAAGAAAAUAUUACAAGUUCCAAUAAUAUAGAAAUUGAUGCAGAGGACUCCUCUGUAACCAGACCAAUGAAAUGUUUACAAUUUCUGUUUGAAAAAGCUGAUCUUAUUUGUGUUAAGGAACUACGACAAACUAACUUUCCACGUGGUUUAUUUCCAGUUCACAUGUUUGCUCUUAGACCAAGAAAUCAUUGUAGUGUCGAAUUAGUCAAUGACACAUAGUAUACAAAUCAAAUAUAUCAUUAUGCUAAUUGUUUUUCCAUAAUACUUUCUUAAAUAGAUCUGCUUAAAUUAUUUGUAUAAUUAAUUUCUUAAAAAUAUUACAAGUGUUGAGACAAAGAAUUUUGAAGAAAAACUUUUAUGUUGUGUAUAAUUUAUGUGUGUGUAGGAAAAGAAAAUAAAUGAUUAGGACCACAGGAUUAAUGAUAAAUUAAUGAUUUUAUAAAAAAAAUUAUCUUACAUUUAAUUACAUUAAGUACACAUUCAGCAGUUAUUCGUCGCAGGAAUAUUGGAAGAAUUUGUAAUUUGCACUGUUAUAUUCUUCAAGUAAAGUUUUAUAUAAAAAAGUAGAGAUUUAUUUUGGCCGUAUCUUUUCGUACAUAAAGCGUUGAUUUGCAUCUUGAGGGGAAGCAUUUAUAAGUCGUCUUUUUACAGCAUGAAAAUGUUCCAAAGCGAAAUUAUACAAUUCAUUUUCCAUUUUCCAGACAACCGACUGCUGAAUCUUCUCUACUGUCUCAGCUAAUGGAUUGAGUUUUGAGUAGUUUGUCGUAAAUGUGACUUGUUGUCUAAAGUUAAAAAAAGUAUUAUAUUUAAUGUGAUUUAUAAUAUGUUAACUGUGAUAAUCUCUUGAAUAAAGGAAAAAUAUGUGUUGUGCUGUGAUUUCGAAAAAUUUUUAAUAAAUACUCUCAAAUUACUA
Molecule: messenger RNA, 1618 nt
Organism: Nylanderia fulva
Lineage: Eukaryota; Metazoa; Arthropoda; Insecta; Hymenoptera; Formicidae
Gene: Ntmt
Product: N-terminal methyltransferase
Biological process (GO): N-terminal protein amino acid methylation
Cellular component (GO): cytoplasm
Molecular function (GO): N-terminal protein N-methyltransferase activity
Source: RefSeq, a predicted model, not a curated record